CAACGCACCUCUUGCUUUUUCCUCCAAAGUAUGUUAUAUUAAGUUUCGUGAAGCAUCAAGUGUUGGUGUGGCCCAGCAUCUAACUAACACGGUUUUUAUUGACAGAGCUUUGAUAGUUGUGCCCUGCGCAGAAGGUAAAAUCCCAGAUGAAGCGAAAGCCCUUUCUCUAUUGGCGCCUGCUCCUACAAUGACAAGCCUGAUGCCUGGUGCAGGGUUGCUUCCUAUACCUACACCAACCCCUUUGACUACACUUGGUGUUUCACUUGGCACUUUGGGGGCUAUACCAGCAGCAGCACUGGACCCUAACAUUACAGCACUGGGAGAAAUACCGCAACCACCAAUUAUGGGGAAUGUGGACCCAUCCAAAAUUGAUGAAAUCAGGAGAACAGUUUACGUUGGAAACUUAAAUUCCCAGACUACAACAGCAGAUCAGCUGCUUGAAUUCUUUAAGCAAGUUGGAGAAGUCAAAUUUGUGCGAAUGGCAGGUGAUGAGACACAACCAACACGAUUUGCUUUUGUGGAAUUUGCAGACCAAAAUUCUGUACCUCGAGCUCUUGCCUUUAAUGGAGUUAUGUUUGGAGACAGGCCACUGAAAAUAAAUCACUCCAACAAUGCAAUAGUGAAGCCUCCUGAAAUGACACCACAAGCUGCUGCCAAGGAACUGGAAGAAGUGAUGAAAAGAGUAAGGGAAGCCCAGUCCUUCAUAUCGGCUGCUAUUGAGCCAGAGUCUGGAAAGAGCAGUGAAAGAAAAGGUGGUCGGUCUCGUUCCCAUUCUCGUUCAGAAUCCAGGUCUAGUUCAAAAUCCCGAUCUAGACGGAAAAGAUCACACUCAAAACACAGAAGUAGAUCUGGCAACAGGUCACUCUCAAGACACAAAGACAGACGCAGAUCCAGAAGUCCCCUGAAGAAACGGUCUAGAUCUAGGGAAAGGUGGAAAUCACGAAGUCGCUCUCAUUCUCGGGACAAGAAAAGAGACAAAGAAAAGGUCAAGGAAAAAGAAAAAGCCAAAGAAAAGGAGAAAGAGAGAGACCGAGACAAGGACAAGGAGAGAGACAAAGUCAAGGAAAGAGAGCGUGAUAAAGACAGAAACAAGGAGAAGGACAGGGAGAGAGAGAGAGAGCGAAACAAAGAUCGGGAGAGAGUCGGAGACAAAGACAGGGAUAGAGACAAGGAUAAGGACAAAGAUGGGGACAAGGACAGGGAAAAGGAGAAGGAAGAAGACAGGGAAGAGGAAAGAGAUGGGGAUAAAGAGAAGGAGCGAGAAAAAGAGAGAGAUGAUAAAAAGAAGAAAGAGAAGAGAUCCAGAACACCUCCAAGAAGCUAUAGCUCUUCAAGAAGAUCUCGUAGCUCCAGCAGAGAAAGGCGUAAAAGGAAGAGCAGAAGCCCCUCCAAGUCUCCUAAAACAUCCAAAACAACAAAAAGAAAGUCUUCACAAACUCCUUCUCCGAGAAGUAGAAACAAGAAAGAAAAAAAAAGAGAAAGAGAUACAAAUGAAAGAAGAGAAAGAGAACGUUCCACCUCUAAGAAAAAAAGUAGUAAAGAAAAAGAGGGAAAGGAGAAAUCUGACAAAAGCACCACUACUUUGAAG
Messenger RNA from Mesitornis unicolor (brown roatelo), 1588 nucleotides. RefSeq names its product splicing regulatory glutamine/lysine-rich protein 1 (gene SREK1). NCBI's taxonomy places the organism in Eukaryota, Metazoa, Chordata, Aves, Mesitornithiformes, Mesitornithidae. Gene Ontology annotation, molecular function: RNA binding. The annotation marks the transcript as partial. The record is from RefSeq and is a predicted model, not a curated record. The transcript is spliced from 11 exons.